AUGGUUUCAGAUAAUGAGUUUCAGAUUCCAGUCAUCAAGUUCUCAACGGACUCCAAGGACUUGGACCGAGGAACUGAAGGGUGGCACAACUUGUGCAAGAGAGUUCGAGAGGCUUGUGAAAAUUAUGGAUGUUUCGAACUAGUGUAUGAUAAGAUGCCUAUACAAUCGAGGGCUGAGACCUUCUCAGGGAUACGACAACUUUUUGACCUUCCCUUGGAUAUAAAGAAGAAAAAUGUUAGUCCAAAGCCUAACUCCGGCUACUUGGGACAGAUAGCUGCAGUUCCCUUGUACGAGAGCUUUGGCAUUGACGAUGCCUUUAACUAUGACUCCCUCAAAAGCUUCUCGGAGUUAAUGUGGCCUAAUGAUCAUGAUCUCUUCCUCCCAGCUGUAACUGUAAUGUUAAAGUCGCUGGACGGGCUGAACCAUUUAAUCGGAACGAUGAUUCUUGAUGGUUUUGGUUUGGGAGAGAAAAUGGAGUCAAUCAUGAAAUGUGAGCCACUGCUAAGGUUAAUGAAAUACCAAGCUCCCCCAUCUGGGGAAUAUAUGAAUGGGUUGGUUCCUCAUACUGAUAUGGGAUCGUAUACACUUCUCUGUGACGAUCAAGUUCCAGGCCUUGAAAUUGAAACCAAGGAUGGGCAAUGGAUUAGAUUGUCUCCAUCUCCCAACUCUUUCAUCUUUUUUGUUGGAGAUCUUCUAAUGGCAUGGAGUAAUGGGAGAAUGCGUUCAGCGAGGCACAGAGUGAUGAUGAGCGGGGACAAAGACCGUUAUUCUUUGGCAAUUUUUGGAGCUCCAGUAGAUGGUAGCAUCAUCAAGGCACCCAAAGAGCUUAUAGAUGAAGAACAUCCCCAAGUUUUCAAAGAGUUUGAUUAUUUGGAUUUUGUCAAGUUCAGAAAUUCAGAGGAGGGACGGGCAACAGACUCAGAAAUGCAAAUGUUUGUAUUUGCAGGGAUAUAG
This is a messenger RNA of Juglans regia (Persian walnut), 954 nucleotides long. Its product is annotated as probable 2-oxoglutarate-dependent dioxygenase AOP1. The transcript is spliced from 3 exons. Bases 1 to 954 code for a protein of 317 amino acids. Gene Ontology annotation, molecular function: dioxygenase activity. Lineage: Eukaryota; Viridiplantae; Streptophyta; Magnoliopsida; Fagales; Juglandaceae. The record is from RefSeq and is a predicted model, not a curated record.